Hydatigera taeniaeformis is the source of this 540-nucleotide messenger RNA. The record is from the annotation of a GenBank genome assembly. Lineage: Eukaryota; Metazoa; Platyhelminthes; Cestoda; Cyclophyllidea; Taeniidae.
AGUGGAGAGGAGACUGACGCCGACACGAAGGAGGUGGAGGGACACGUGUACUUGGAGGACAAGGAGGAGGGUGGUGAUGUUGCUGCGGGUGGCAGCGGCAAUGUGAAGAAGGACGAAGGACGUACGCAUUUGGAUGAAUACUUGGACAGUGGAGAGGGGACUGACGUGGAGAAGAAGCGAGCGGAGGGACACGUGUUCUUGGAGGACAUGGAGGAGUGUUCGGAAGCAGCGGGUGGCAGCGGCAAUGUGAAGAAGGACGAAGGACGUAUGCAUUUGGAUGAAUACUUGGACAGUGGAGAGGAGACUGACGCCGACACGAAGGAGGUGGAGGGACACGUGUUCUUGGAGGACAUGGAGGAGGGUGGUGAUGGUGCUGUGGGUGGUAGCGGCAAUGUGAAGAAGGACGAAGGACGUAUGCAUUUGAAUGAAUACUUGGACAGUGGAGAGGAGACUGACGCCGACACGAAGGAGGUGGAGGGACAUGUGUUCUUGGAGGACAUGGAGGAGGGUGGUGGUGAUGCUGCGUUUUUGUUUUGUUGA